Messenger RNA from Macrosiphum euphorbiae (potato aphid), 339 nucleotides. The record is from the annotation of a GenBank genome assembly. NCBI's taxonomy places the organism in Eukaryota, Metazoa, Arthropoda, Insecta, Hemiptera, Aphididae.
AUGAGGCCGAUACUGAAAUAUUACAACCCACCAGUGGCCUUUGAAUGGCAAAUUCUGACGACGGGGCCCUUGACUUUUGAACAGAACAUGAUGCCGGAAGUGGAAGCGGUGGCGGUGGCCCUUGUUCGAUUGGGCCACCGCCGCCGCCUCCAAUUCCGGCAUCCUGUUUUGUUCAAAAGCCCUUCCGUUGGUGUUUGCCGUUCAAGGGCCACCGCUUUCACCUCCAGCAUCCUUUCCUGUUCAAAGGCUACCGACCCCACCGUCGCAAUUGGCUGCUCAAAGGCCAUAAGUAAUUCGCUCUCAUCUCUAAUCUGCAGUUACAACCGCAAGACCGACUGA